UAUGUCUAUUCAUCUCCUCCUUCCGCCACAGAGUACGCGGCUUGCUCCUGACUUGUAUCUUCUUGGUUUUCUCUCUACCUGACUGAUAUCUCGUAGCCUGAAGUCCUUCUUUCCCUCCUUUCAUUCACUCGGAUAAUAGCAUCAUGGCCGUUACCCAUCUCCUCGUCCUCGUCCAUGGCAUGUGGGGGAACCCCAUCCACUUGAGCGAGUUGCACCGUAUCAUCCAGGAAGUGAAGAGCGAGCCCAGCGAGGAUGGCACGCGGCUCGAGGUACUGCUCGCGAACACGAAUAGCGAGGAACAUACGUACGAUGGGAUCGACUGGGGAGGGGAACGCGUUGCGCAGGAGAUCGCGAAGCGUGUUGAGGAUCUGGAGGCGAAGGGCGACCAUGUCACGAAGUUCUCGAUAACUGGGUAUAGUCUCGGGGGGCUCAUCUCGCGCUAUGUGAUCGGAAUCCUGCACCAGCAAGGCUUCUUCGAGAAGAUCACCCCAGUGAACUUCAAUACGGUUGCAACUCCUCACCUUGGUCUCUUGAGAUAUGAUUCCUUCUGGUCCUCGCUAUCCCACUCCCUUGGUCCUCGACUACUUUCGCGCACCGGCGAGCAAUUCUACUUCGUCGACAAAUGGUCUGCGAAAGGCAGACCGCUGCUCGAAGUCAUGGCCGAUCCCGAGCGAGUGUUCUACCAAGCCCUGCAAACCUUCAAACACAUUCGAAUAUAUGGCAAUGCAAUCAACGACUUGACCGUUCCUUACCUGACCGCCUGCAUCGAACUAGAGGACCCGUUCGCGGACUACGAGAAUACGGGUCUCACAGUAGGAUACGACGACCAAUACAGCCCAUUAAUUAGGUCCUGGGACCUUCCCGCCGAGCCGCCCGUGCGCGAGCCGAAGCCGAAGCCCUUCACUGUCGCUUGGAUCAAGCAAUUUAGACUCCCUAGAAUCCCUCUGCCGCCCAGACUGAGCCAGUUCCCUUACAACGUUAUCUUCUACGUCUCCUUCCCCGUCAUCGUCCCUCUCUUCUUCUCCCUCGUCCUCAUGCGCCUCACCAUGUCUGCGCACAAGUCGCGGAGGCGCAUAAAGCUCCUCGAAGCCGAUCCGUCUAAGAUUUCGAGCGGCGAGACCUUGAUGCAGGUGGUGGCGCGGCUGGAGAAAGAUGUGGAGGACGCGGUGGCGGAUAUGAUGGAGAAUCCGGAGCAGAGCGACUCGGACCAUCUGGAACACGAAGGCAACGCUCAAGCCAGCGACGACACCCUCGCCCAAGCCAACGGCAGCGUACAUGGGUCGCAGUCGAAGUCGGUGGCGCGGAUUGCGCCCCUCCAAAGGAAGAUGGCGGCCAACUUGAACGCGCUGCCGAUACAGAAGGAGCGCGCGUUCAUUGAGAAUGUGCGGAACUCGCAUGCGGUGAUUAUUUCGAGGGAUGUGAAGAAUUUUGAGUGGCAUAGGCGGGGGGAGGGGGUCAUUAGGCAUUGGGCGGAUUCGUUUGAGCUUUAG
This is a messenger RNA of Schizophyllum commune H4-8, 1490 nucleotides long. Its product is annotated as DUF676-domain-containing protein. NCBI's taxonomy places the organism in Eukaryota, Fungi, Basidiomycota, Agaricomycetes, Agaricales, Schizophyllaceae. The coding region runs from base 144 to 1490 and encodes 448 amino acids. The transcript is spliced from 10 exons. The record is from RefSeq and is a predicted model, not a curated record.